Molecule: messenger RNA, 1620 nt
Organism: Sander lucioperca (pikeperch)
Lineage: Eukaryota; Metazoa; Chordata; Actinopteri; Perciformes; Percidae
Gene: cav4b
Exons: 4
Coding region: 929-1531 (200 amino acids)
Biological process (GO): caveola assembly
Cellular component (GO): caveola
Molecular function (GO): molecular adaptor activity
Source: RefSeq, a predicted model, not a curated record
GAGAAAUGGUAAAAAAAAAGAGAGCAAGUGACAGGUAGAUAACAUAAAAAGACAUAUAAAACAUAUAAAACAAACAGACAGAGGCAAGAGGUUUAUGAAAUGAGAGAAAGAAAAGAGGGAGAUGGAGAAAAACUAGAGUGAGGGAUGAAGAGCUGAGUGAGAAAGAUGAGACAGACUCGGAGAGGAACAGAAACUAUGGAGAGACAAAGACUGCCACAAAUCCAGCAGGACCUAAUUGUAAGUUUAUCUCUCUGAUCAUAUAAAGUCCAGUACAAUGACUUACCAUAUCGCUCUCAGUAAAAAAAAACAACAUGUUUUUACUUAUUGGUUAUUUUCUGUUGUCAUUUAGCUGCAGUAUGUAUUUUUAUUCGGGGAUCCCCACCCACCACCCUCUCAUGCCACCCUGCCAAAACCUUCUGCCACCCAAUAUAAACAUGUCUGCAACUUCUGUAUUCUGAUUCAUCGCUUUGUAAAAUGUAUCCAUUCAGACUCUGAAUUAACACUGGUUGGCUGUAUUGUUGGUGUGUCUUUGAUUGUUUUAAUAUCUUGUUACAACGGCACCCAAGUGCUGUAACGCGAUCUUUUAGACCCAUCCGCUCCCCCUCCUAAAAUAACUUCUUCCCACAGCCAUAUUUAACACACACACACACACACACACACACACACACAAGGAAUACAAAAUAAAAGGCACUGUACCACUUUAGCACUCCUGCUGCUCUAAGUCAGUGUCAAACACUGGGUCUGUGUGUGUGUGUGCCUCUCUAUGAGUUCUCAUAAGCCAACUCAGCUCUGACGACAAUUGUGAUUAAGCGGUUGAAGUGAUCUCAUUGACAUUUCAGAUUAGCACUCUCUACAGGGCUCCCCUGCCUUGUCUCCCUGCAAGGGUCUCUGUCACUGAUAUAGGAUUAAGAUAGCACGUUAAGUGAGGAUGAUGAUGGUCAGCGACGACUGUUUGGUGGAGUGUAAGAUUGAUGAUGAUGACAGUGAUGCGGACAAUGGAGGAGAAGAACAAAUAAACACGCCUCCUCCUCCUCCAGAGUUUGCAUCCAAAGCCGCGACUCCAGUGCCCAAACCUCCGACCCCUCCCACAGCCCCUGCUACGCCUACGCCCACCUGUCCUGUCAACAGGGACCCUUAUGGCAUCAACCAGCACCUCAAGGUGGAGGUCAGUGACGUUCUGGCAGAGCCCGCCACACCUCGUAGCAUUGACCAAGUGUGGCUUUACAGUGUUGUUGGUUUUGAGAGGACACGUAUCUGGACGUACCGCUGCCUCUCCUUGCUGCUUGCUGUGCCCUUGGCUCUUCUGUGUGGUAUUUCCCUGGCCAUUCUUGCCUGUCUACAUGUCUGGUUUGUGGUGCCUUGCGUACAGCUGAGCAACACCUUCCUUCCAUGCCUGCGCUCCUUGUGUAUGUGUACUUUGAAUUCUUUUAUCUCUCCCUUCUGUACGUCUCUUGCUCUCUGCUGCAGUCAAAUUGCCAUUUCACUGUCGAACAAGGACUGGCACCAAAUGAAAGACAAAGAGACUGUAUGAAUGUGAGCCAUAACAAGUGAGUGAGUGAGUGAGUAAGUGAGUGAGUGAGUGAGGGAGGGAGGGAGGGAGUGAGGGAGGGAGGGAGAGUU